This is a messenger RNA of Orbilia oligospora ATCC 24927, 1041 nucleotides long. RefSeq lists its product as uncharacterized. Bases 1 to 1041 code for a protein of 346 amino acids. The record is from RefSeq and is a predicted model, not a curated record. NCBI's taxonomy places the organism in Eukaryota, Fungi, Ascomycota, Orbiliomycetes, Orbiliales, Orbiliaceae. The transcript is spliced from 3 exons.
AUGCUUUUCAAAUUCUCUCCAGCAGUCGCCUUUGCCGUCUUGGCUACCAUUUCGGAGCUCGAUGUAGUAUCCGCCCACGUUCGUUUUAUCGAAGCCUUUGGAGACUACAGUCUCGUAAGAGGUGUGAAACUGGGUCACGAGGAAGGCAUCGCGGUGAAAAACCACGGAGCCCACCAAAACCCGGGACAAUACGAUGUUGUCACCUUUAGCGAUCCAGUUGUCCCACCCUGCUGUAAAAGUUUUUGGCACAAGCAAAAGAGACAUCGUGUAUGGAUGGAACAGGGUUGCGGCGCCACUCUUAAACGCAUCGAAGAUUACUAUCUGAAAACAAACCAGAUUGUUAAUGGUAAAAUCAUCGCACGACCUCUUAAACCGGCUAGGGGUUAUAAUCACGGCUCCUUCGUGAAUUAUAACUUCUUUCAGGGUCCGGUUCCUAUCGGAGGUUAUGUCCAGACUGGGGCGGAGACGCUUGAGUAUGCGAAGCGAAGGCAGAUCGCUCAGGCUACCCCUGGUGGAUGGAUCCAAAUUACUACGUGGCAAGUUAACGCUGACGGAGCUGGUCCAUUCAGAUGUCGAUUGGAUGAAUCCGGAACCGGUAAAGAGUUCGGCCCCUGGCUCGCAACCGACAUGCAACCAGGUCCAGGCGCCGGCAAGGAGAAAUGGAAGUCCGUUUGGGCCCACGGAAACAACAAGCGCCACACAUUGAGAGUUCGAAUCCCAGGAAAUGUCAAAUGCAUAGCGCAAUACGGCAAUAUGAAGAAUAUUUGUGUAUUGAGAUGUGAAAAUUUCGCAGCGAACGGUCCAUUUGGAGGUUGUGUCCCCUUCCAGGCCAUUUAUCCCGAACCUGAGGUUCAGCCAGCACCUGAGGCGAAGACGGUUACUGUUACUGUUGGACAACCGGAGCCUACGCCCCAAACUGGAGAUUCUGGUAUCGAUAUCGAGAAUACUACUCCAGAAGAUGGCUACUACAAGGUCAAGAGAAAUAUUGACGAUAGCACAAGCGAAAAGGUUAAGCGCAAUGAGGAUGGUGAAGAUAACUAG